CACGUCCAAGUACUCAAACAAAUAUAUCUUUUCACUCUCCAAAAUGAUUUUUUACAAGAACUUGUCCACUUUCAGCUUCCUUUACGCUCUCUGCUUUUCCCUUGCCCAUGCAGCUACAUUUGUCAUAACAAACAAUUGUCCCUACACGGUUUGGGCUGGGGCUGUACCCGGUGGUGGAAUGCGGCUCAACCCAAGGGGUGGAAUUUGGAACCUUGAUGUUAGUGCAGGCACCAAAGGGGCUCGCAUCUGGCCACGAACUGGGUGCAGUUUUGACGAAGCUGGGCGUGGCAGAUGCCAAACAGGUGACUGCGAUGGGCUUCUCCAAUGCCAAGCCUAUGGUGCACCCCCAAACACCCUGGCAGAAUACGCACUAAACCAAACCGUUCGCUGUGACAAUUGGGAAAAAGCUACUGCUACUAGAAGAAAAUUGUACCCAGCAGCAUAUUCCAUCUCCUUCGAAUCGGGUCCUCCCCAUGUUGGAAUCCUAGCAUCGACAAUGUGCAACAAUGGCGGUCUUCUCCGAUGCCAAGCCUUUGGUGCACCCCCAAACACCCUAGCAGAAUAUGCACAAAACCAGUUUAUAUACUUGGAUUUUUUUAAUAUAUCCCUUGUUGACGGGUUUAAUGUUCUCAUGAAAUUUAGUCUCAUCUCUAAUGGGUGCACUCGUGGGAUAAGUUGUAUUGCUGAUAUCAACGGGCAAUGCCCCGAUGAGUUGAAUGCUCCCGAUGGAUGUAAUAAUCCAUGCACUGUAUUCAAGACCGAUCAAUACUGUUGCAAUUCUGGGAGUUGCGGACUCACAGACUUUUCCAAAUUUUUCAAGGAUCGUUGUCCCGAUGCUUACAGUUACCCUAAGGAUGACCAAACCAACACAUUUACAUGCAAUGGUGGGACUAACUACUAGGUUACCUUCUGCCCUUGAAGCAGUGCUGGUGCCAUAGAUCAUUUAGUACUUACCUACGUAGUAUUUAUGUGAUGAUGUAAUAAAAACUUUAAGGUUGCUUGGUGAGCAUACCUUGUCGCGUGCAAAAUGCAAAUGCCAACCUUCGUACUCAAA
Molecule: messenger RNA, 1054 nt
Organism: Carya illinoinensis
Lineage: Eukaryota; Viridiplantae; Streptophyta; Magnoliopsida; Fagales; Juglandaceae
Product: protein P21-like
Exons: 3
Coding region: 44-901 (285 amino acids)
Biological process (GO): defense response
Cellular component (GO): extracellular region
Source: RefSeq, a predicted model, not a curated record